Messenger RNA from Schistosoma curassoni, 1152 nucleotides. The record is from the annotation of a GenBank genome assembly. NCBI's taxonomy places the organism in Eukaryota, Metazoa, Platyhelminthes, Trematoda, Strigeidida, Schistosomatidae.
AUGUCUGAUAAUGCUGAUCAUGGUUCUGAUGCCCAGCAACGGGUCGAAGAUGAAUAUCUAAAGGAUUUUAUGGAUUUAAGCCCAUGUGGUGAUCGUGGUAUCCUCAAAAAAGUAUUGCGAGAAGGCUAUUCUGACGUCAAGCCAUGUGAUGGCGACACUGUGGUUGUACAUUAUGUCGGGACUAACUAUGGUGGGGAAAAACACGGUGAAGUCUUUGACUCAAGUAGGGCACGGAAUGAGAAGUUUGAAUUUACUAUUGGAAAUGGUAGUGUAAUUAAGGCUUGGGAUGUCGGUGUCGCUACAAUGAAGUUGGGAGAAAUUUGUGAACUAAUCGCGUCUCCUGAUUAUGCCUACAAAGAUGGUAAAACUCUAAAGUUCGAAGUGGAGCUUUUCGAAACCUUGGGCGCUGAUGUCAGCAGAAACAAGGAUGGGAGUAUUCGUAAAUCAACUAUUAGGAAAGGGAAGGAUAUCUAUAAUCCUGUUGCUGGUGCUGAGGCCACAAUUGUCUUCCGUAAUUUGACGGAUUCAGCAGAGAAUGUGGAGGUGACAUAUUGCGUCGGUGAUCCCCCGUUAACUGUGCCAGAAGAGUUGGAUCUGUGUGUUCGUCAUAUGAAUACAGAUGAAUUUAGUCGUGUUGUGGUAUACAAAGAUAGAAUUCAGCAACUGAGGGACUCUAAAUUUGAUUCUGCUGUUGAAUUGUACAAACGUUUAGAUGACGAGUUGCAGUACAUAGUGGCUAAUGGCCCUACAGAGCAGAAGGAAUUAUCCGCGGUUAUUGUAGCCGUCCGACUUAAUUUAGCUUUGAGUUACCUGAAGCAAUGUAAACCAGAUAAAUGUAUUGAGUUCUGCAAGAAAGUAUUGGACGUUUUUGGUAACAACGAGAAAGCGUUAUUCAGGAUAGGUCAGGCGCAUCUGCUGCGUAAAGACCACGAGGAGGCGUCAGUUUACUUCAAGAAAAUUGUAGAAAGCAAUCCCAACAAUGCGUCUGCUGUAAAGCAGUUGCAUAUGUGCGAGGAAGAGAUUAGAAAGGCCCAAGAUAUGGCAAAGAAAAGGUUCCGGAGCAUUUUCGAGCGCUGUAAAGACUCUGGAUUGGAUGGUGUUGAAGAACACAAAGACGGAGUCACGUUGAAUGGCGAAAAGUCUGCAUUGUAA